CCUUUGCGGGCUUUCUCCCCACCUCCCUACGUUUUCUGUCCUCCCACCCGCCCGGCAAGCUCCGCCCACACGCCGCCUGCGCCCUGGGAUCAGGUGAUCGCCGGCGGCGCGGUUACGUGGCCCGGGCGCGCCCGCCCGUUGUGGCCAUGGCGGCCGCGCUCUCCAGUGUGGUAAGGCGGGUGGAAGAGCUCGGGGACCUGGCUCAGGCCCAUAUACAGCAGCUUAGCGAAGCCGCGGGUGAAGACGAUCACUUUUUAAUUAGGGCCUCUGCAGCUUUAGAAAAAUUGAAAUUAUUGUGUGGAGAAGAGAAAGAAUGUUCAAAUCCAUCAAAUCUUCUAGAACUUUAUACACAGGCUAUUUUGGAUAUGACGUAUUUUGAGGAGAAUAAGCUAGUAGAUGAAGAUUUUCCUGAGGACUCAUCUUCACAGAAAGUAAAAGAGCUGAUCAGUUUUCUUUCAGAACCAGAAAUUUUAGUAAAAGAAAAUAUGGUUCCAAAACCUUGUGACUUGCUUGGUGAUGAGCUACUAGAAUGUCUCUCUUGGAGGCGAGGGGCCUUGCUGUAUAUGUAUUGUCAUUCUCUGACUAAAAGAAGAGAGUGGCUCUUGAAGAAAAGUGGCUUGCUUGAAAAGUACCUUGUUGAUGGAAUCAGUUACUUGCUACAGAUGCUUAAUUAUCGGUGUCCUAUAGAGUUGAAUGAAGGAGUUUCUUUCCAAGACCUAGACACAGCUAAAUUACUGAGUGCAGGAAUAUUUAGUGACAUUCAUUUGCUGGCUAUGAUGUACAGUGGAGAAAUGUGCUACUGGGGAUUGAAGUACUGUGUAGAUCAGCAGCCAGAAAAUCCUGAAGUGGAGACUGGUGUUUCUGGAGCAACCUGCAGUGUGCACAAAGGACUUUUGGAUUUCCGAGAAGUAGGAGAAAAAGUUUUGAAAAAGUAUGUAUCUGUGUGUGAAGGACCCCUGAAAGAACAAGAGUGGAAUACAACAAAUGCAAAACAAAUUUUAAACUUCUUUCAGCAUCGCUGUAACAAAUAGCUUUUGAACCACUUGUUAUUGUUAACUACUUGUUGUUUUCCUUGAAAUGGAAAAUAAGGUUUCAGAAAAGAAGACAUACUGCCACUGAUUUUGAGACUAUUACACUACAUAAAGAUAUUCAAUAUGGUUACCCUUCUCUAAAUGCUAUCAUCUUUCACUAUAUAUUCUUAAACCUGUGAAGAAAUGAUUCCAUAAUUUCUAAAAUGGCAUACAUGUUACUCUAAGUCAGUUUGAAUUACAGAUAUCCUGUUGCUAGAAGGAGGAACCCAAUUUAGCUUUACAAAGUUUUUCUUCUAAUAUUGGGGGUUUUUUGUUUGUCUUUGUCGUUUUGGUUUUUUGAGACAGAAUCUCACUAUGUAGCUUAGGCUGAUCACCAGCUCACUGUGUAGCUCUGGCUGGCCUUGAAUUUAUGAUCUUUCCGUCUCAGCCUUCCAAGUGCUGGGAUUGACGGACUAGGUUAUUAGUUUUUGAUUGUGGCAAAAUAUAUGACAAAAUUUAAUCUACCUUGAAGAUUACUAUGCUUCAAAGAUUAAAGUAAAUUCACCAUAUUGCUUUAAAUAGAUAUACUAUGGGAUAUAAAUGUAGGCAAAAUGAAAGAUUAUAACAAAUAUUUAGAUUCCAUUUCUAAUAACAUAGAUUAAAAAAAAAGACUCCACAAAGGAAUUGUUGGGCUUAAUUAU
Castor canadensis (American beaver) is the source of this 1711-nucleotide messenger RNA. RefSeq names its product RAB7A interacting MON1-CCZ1 complex subunit 1 (gene Rimoc1). Lineage: Eukaryota; Metazoa; Chordata; Mammalia; Rodentia; Castoridae. Gene Ontology annotation, biological process: mitophagy. The record is from RefSeq and is a predicted model, not a curated record.